AUGAUCACUGCAUCAUCUGUCAUCGACGAGUCGCCUGUCCUCUCCUCAGCCUCGCAUCAUCCCCACGAUGUCCACACGCAACCGUCGUUGUCGGCCCGGGGCCUUUUGUCUGACCGCGAUUCCCCAGACCCCUCGGUAACAUACUCGACCGAGGAACUGCUGCGCGCGCUCCAGCAGGAACAAGAUAUGCCUGCGAGUACUUUGGCUUCUGUGAAUGGACUCGACGGGGCACAGAAAGAGUUACCUCGACUACAAACCAAUGGUCAACUAGACAAUGGACAGCUGGACAACGGCGACCGCCUAGAGCCGGUGCUGGAGGACGAUCCCGCUUCGUUCGAUCUCGUCUCACCGCCACCGCCAGGUUAUAAAGAGCAAUUCUCCUUGGAAAAGCAGACGCAGGCACUCUUUUCCAGAGGUCAUCUACAAGUCAUCUUCGCCGAGCCCACCUUCCUUUUCAAAUUCACGUCCUUCCUCGGCGUGCAUCGACCACAGUCCGUACCCCUCCUCGUCCACUAUCUUGAUUCUCUCAAAUCGUUGCGAGCCAUACAUUACGCGAACGCCAUCUGUGAAGGACUCGACCCUGUCGAGGGAUUGGACUUCACUCUCAAGCCGGUCAAACCGACCAUCAACACGUCGUUGGAAGAGAGGGCAUACAAAGCUUUUGAUGUCUUGGUCGCGGAAGAACUGCCGGCCUAUAUCACACACCAAUAUGUUCAGAUUGUUACUGCUAGCAUAACUGCCAGGGUCACGGGGGCUCUGUCGCCUCACCUGCGGGAGGCUUCGGACGGGUUGGCGGAGGUGUUCUGUCUGACGGAUCCGGCAAGGCACGACAAUCCCAUUGUCUUUACUUCUGAAGAAUUCAAUCGUACCACCCAGUAUGGGCUGAAUUAUGUUCUCGGUCGAAACUGCAGGUUCCUACAAGGGCCGAUGACCAACCCACACAGCGUGAGGAGGUUGAAGGAGGCAGUCCAGACCGGGAAACAACACCAGGAGGUCCUGCUGAACUAUCGCCGAGAUGGGUCGCCGUUCGUGAACCUGCUGAUGAUCGCGCCUCUGGCCGACAGCCGCGGCGUGGUUCGAUAUUACAUCGGCGCGCAAGUUGAUGUCAGCGGGCUCGUCAAGGACUGUGCAGAGAUGGAAUCGCUGCAGAGGCUAGUCGACCUGCGCGCCAGGGGUGAAGACCCGCCUCUGCCGGAGAAGCCGUCUCCCGAGAAGAACGACGAACUGCGCGAGUUGAGUGAGAUGCUCAACCAAGGCGAGCUGAACACCAUCCGCCGCCAUGGUGGGAAGAUGCAUCGCGAAGUGAUGGAAGACGAUUCGGAAAGCGUGGCCUCCCACCAGCCACGGUUGCUGCUCAAAGAUCCAGAUACAUUGACGGCUUCGUCUGGCAGCAUCAAUGGCAAACUCAGUGGCAUCUACCAACAUUAUAUGCUGGUACGACCGUAUCCUUCGUUACGGAUCUUGUUUGCCAGCCCUUCGCAAAGACUUCCCGGUGUUCUUCAGUCGCCAUUCUUGAACAAGAUCGGCGGCUCCAAUCGUGUGCGGGAGGAGCUGACGGCCGCCUUCGCCGAGGGCAGAGGAGUGACGGCGAAAGUACGUUGGAUCACACGAAGCGAUGAUCAAGGUAAGAACAAAUGGAUCCAUUGCACGCCCCUGGUGGGCAAUGGAGGCCAGAUCGGAGUGUGGAUGGUGGUCAUUGUUGACGACGACCAAAAGACCGGCCCUGAAAGGUGGCCGUCCGGACGCGUCCCGCCGACCGUAGCCACGCCCGACGCAGACAGGAGCCGGACUCCUGUUAGUGGCUAUCGUGGACAGCCCUCGAGUCAUGUCAGAUCCUCCCAAGCCAACGGCACAGCUUACGACGGACAGAGCGGCGGCAGUCUGGCGAGUGGUUCUGGCAGUGUGACGAGCUUCAGGAUCGGGUAA
Capronia coronata CBS 617.96 is the source of this 1926-nucleotide messenger RNA. RefSeq lists its product as uncharacterized. Gene Ontology annotation, cellular component: nucleus. Bases 1 to 1926 code for a protein of 641 amino acids. NCBI's taxonomy places the organism in Eukaryota, Fungi, Ascomycota, Eurotiomycetes, Chaetothyriales, Herpotrichiellaceae. The transcript is spliced from 4 exons. The record is from RefSeq and is a predicted model, not a curated record.